CCACUUAGGUCAAAGUUCACCACCAACUCUGUUUCUGCCGGGAAAGGUGUUUGAUAUCUUAUUAUAUUAUCGGUUAAUAUCUUGGUAAUCAUGGCUGAUGAUAAGGCUGACCAUCAUUCGCACACAGAUGAAGUGCUCUCGUCUAGUCCUGGUGUCCACUUCGAGCCUAUCUUGCAACUACCUCCCGUCGAAACAAAGACAUUGGAAGAAGACGAAGAAGAGUUUUUCAAAAUGAGAGCCCGUCUUUAUCGGUUCGAUUCAUCGAUGGACCCGCCGGAGUGGAAAGAGCGAGGGACGGGCGACGUGAAGAUCAUGAGGCAUAAGCAGAAGACACUCAUGCGACUGCUGAUGCGGCGAGACAAGACUUACAAAAUCUGUGCGAAUCAUUACAUUUCUCCCUACAUGGAACUGAAGCAGCAUGCGACCAGCGAUCGGGCAUGGGUGUGGAGCGUACCAGCAGACUUUGCCGAUGAGUCAACGAAACCAGAGUUGUUGGCCAUCCGAUUCGCAAACGUGGAGAACGCUCAGAAAUUCAAGGAGAAGUUCAUAGAAGCGCAGUCGCUCGUCAGAUAUGCCGAGUCGGGAGAUUCAGGUGGAGAAGACGAUGAAGAUGAGAAGGACCAUUCUGCCGAGGAAAAAGCAGAGAAGGAAGAAUCGGAGGUGAAGAAAGAAUCAGAGGUGAAGGAAGCCACAGCGGAAAAUGAAGAUGCAGAGGCUGACAGCGUAGCGGAGAAGCUGGCAGGGCUGGAGGUGAAAGAUCAAGGGGCGGGCGACGGCGACAAGACAGAGGGCGCCACAGAAGAGAGUUCGGCGAAACAGGAGUAGGCGGCGGUUUGGCCGCACGAGGCAGCGUUCGAACAAUCCCUGCACCGACCGAGCAUCCCCUCCGAAGUGUCUUCUAAGCAGCUUGCCGAUCUAUAUCUAGAAACGUCUCUCCUCUCCCUCACCGGCUGCCGUCGUCUCUCCUCUCCCUCGCCCCUCGCUGGUUUGGGCCAGGGGGCACCACUGGUAGGGGGUUCGCCGUGCUGGACUCACGACGCUCGCGUGCUGUCGUUAACACACAGGAGACGGCGGACACCCCAUGAGCCAACCUCGCUCGUCUUAGAUUGCCUUUUGUGACUGCCGGAUGAACGACCCCCAGAACGACCCCCAGUCUCCGAGGGCCCAGAUGCAACCCACCCUGCUCCCCAACGACCCCCUUGUCUUGUCGUCGUGGCGACUGGCAGCUGCAGCGUCGGCGUCCUUAGUUGUUCUCCAAUGGUUGUCGGCGAUUUUCGCUAAUCGAGUAGAUUUGCACGGCACAUGCGGCGGCAGAUAAAACGUAGAGAUGAAACGAGCGUGGGGUGAAACUUUUUAAAUUCGGAACAGACUGUACAAAGCCAUUGCAGUACACUGUACAUACACGUGUGGGUCGUGCUUACUAUGUCACAUGUAAAAUCACCGCGUAACCCUGGAACCGUUUACAUGUGACGUAUUGACUUCCAUUGUACAAAGUUUGAGAUUUACUGUAAGGACUGUUUCGUGUAGUUUUCUUCACUGUCUAAAGGUCAAUAAAGAGUCGCGUAAACAGUUUUCCUGUAA
This is a messenger RNA of Priapulus caudatus, 1581 nucleotides long. Its product is annotated as ran-specific GTPase-activating protein-like. Bases 91 to 825 code for a protein of 244 amino acids. Lineage: Eukaryota; Metazoa; Priapulida; Priapulimorpha; Priapulimorphida; Priapulidae. The transcript has 6 exons. The record is from RefSeq and is a predicted model, not a curated record. Gene Ontology annotation, cellular component: nuclear pore; cytoplasm. Gene Ontology annotation, biological process: nucleocytoplasmic transport. Gene Ontology annotation, molecular function: GTPase activator activity.